AUGUUUAAAAAGUGGAAACCGACCUUUUUUUCUUCUACUUCGUAUAUACCAACGAAUGACAAUACGCAGCGCGAAAACCUGCUAGCACCAGAGGAGCAAGAUGACACAACAGAUGCUCGGCACACAAAUCAGCAGUUUCCGCUAGUUGUAUAUUGGAUAUACUUUACAUAUGGCAUCGCUAUGCUACUACCAUGGAACGUCUUUAUCACUGCUUCAGAUUACUUUUCCACUCGUUUUGCUGGAUCUCCUUAUCAAGACAGCUUUCAGAACUAUUUCUCGGCAUACUUCAAUUGCUCAAACUUAGUUUCCUUGGCUGUGUUGCUGUGGAUACGUCAAAAGAAGGAUACCUUGAAUAUCGAUGUCGUUGUGCCAUUAUCAAUCAACCUGCUUAUCUUUUCAUUCUUUGCUCUGUCUUCCUUGACAGAUCCAAAAGAAGCAGCCGCUGUCUCUUAUUUCUGGACUACGAUUGCAUUCAUGGUAAUUACUGGUUUGACGACCAGCAUGAUCCAAUUAACGGUGCUUGCGGAAACAAGUCAACUCUUACCAAAGUAUAUGCAAGCUGUCAUGAGGUAA
Molecule: messenger RNA, 573 nt
Organism: Mucor velutinosus
Lineage: Eukaryota; Fungi; Mucoromycota; Mucoromycetes; Mucorales; Mucoraceae
Exons: 4
Coding region: 1-573 (190 amino acids)
Biological process (GO): nucleoside transmembrane transport
Cellular component (GO): plasma membrane
Molecular function (GO): nucleoside transmembrane transporter activity
Source: RefSeq, a predicted model, not a curated record